AUGGCAAGAACCAAGCAGACUGCACGGAAAUCAACGGGAGGAAAGGCUCCUCGAAAGCAGCUGGCCUCCAAGGCAGCUCGCAAGAGUGCGCCAAUGUCAGGCGGCAUCAAGAAGCCUCACAGAUACAGGCCUGGCACUGUAGCUUUGCGCGAGAUCAGGAAGUUUCAAAAGAGCACAGAUCUCCUCAUCCGCAAGUUGCCCUUUCAACGCCUUGUCCGCGAGAUUGCCCAGGAUUUCAAGACAGAUCUCCGAUUUCAGUCCCAAGCAAUUCUUGCACUGCAAGAAGCAGCGGAAGCGUAUCUGGUUGGCUUAUUCGAGGACACUAACCUGUGCGCUAUUCAUGCGAAACGUGUAACGAUCAUGCCCAAGGAUAUCCAACUGGCAAGACGUAUCCGAGGCGAGAGAUCUUGA
Molecule: messenger RNA, 411 nt
Organism: Neospora caninum
Lineage: Eukaryota; Apicomplexa; Conoidasida; Eucoccidiorida; Sarcocystidae
Product: Histone H3.3, related
Exons: 1
Coding region: 1-411 (136 amino acids)
Cellular component (GO): nucleosome
Molecular function (GO): DNA binding; protein heterodimerization activity; structural constituent of chromatin
Source: RefSeq, a predicted model, not a curated record